UUAGUAGGCUGUCAUUGGAAGAGGUCUGGCCCUCGCCACCCCCUUGGUGGGGCCCCUCGUGUGGCAGCAGCGAAUACUCAGUCAGAUCGCGGACAGCAGCGGGGAGAUGCUGCCGUCCAGCGCGGAAAAACAAGAGACUUUACAAGAUAUUUGGAUUGUUUUUUUCACAUUCAUCAAAACAUGGAUAAUAACGACACGUAUCUACAUCUUAGUUCUUCUUUGCAGGUGACCCACAGCCACCUGAGUUCUCCUCCAUCCCAGCCUCCUCUCAGCUCCAUGGUGACCCACCACCACUCUUCUAUAAUCAAUGGUAUAGGGUCACCCUACUCAGUCAUCACCUCCUCCUCCUUGGGUUCACCCGCAGCCUCCAUGCCCACCACAUCUGGAAUGGGUUAUGGAGCACUCCACAGUCCUCAGAUGAACUCUCUGAACAGUGUGAGCAGUUCAGAGGACAUUAAACCUCCUCCGGGACUGGGCGGCAUAAGCGGUUACCCGUGCGGCAGCCAGGGGUGCCUCUCCAAACACAUCUGUGCCAUUUGCGGAGACCGCUCCUCAGGGAAACAUUAUGGUGUUUACAGCUGCGAGGGCUGCAAGGGAUUUUUCAAGAGAACCAUCCGGAAAGACCUCACAUACACGUGUCGAGAGAGUAAGGACUGUCAGAUAGACAAACGCCAGCGUAACCGCUGCCAAUAUUGCCGCUAUCAGAAGUGUCUGGCCAUGGGGAUGAAGAGAGAAGCGGUACAGGAGGAGAGACAGCGCGGUCGAGAAAGGAGCGACAAUGAAGUUGAAUCCAGCUGCAUCUUUAAUGAAGAGAUGCCAGUGGAGAAGAUCCUGGAUGCUGAGCUCGCUGUAGAACCCAAGACUGAAGCUUACAUGACUGAAUCCAGCACUGGCAACUCGACAAAUGACCCAGUGACCAACAUUUGCCAGGCUGCAGACAAACAGCUCUUCACUCUUGUUGAAUGGGCUAAAAGAGUCCCACACUUUUCCGAACUACCUCUGGAUGAUCAGGUUAUCCUAUUGAGAGCAGGUUGGAACGAGCUGCUCAUCGCCUCAUUCUCACACCGAUCUGUGACUGUUAAAGAUGGAAUCCUAUUGGCCACUGGCCUGCAUGUCCAUCGCAGCAGUGCUCACAGCGCAGGAGUGGGUUCGAUAUUUGACAGGGUAUUAACAGAACUGGUUUCUAAGAUGAAGGACAUGCAGAUGGACAAAACAGAGUUGGGCUGUCUCAGGGCUAUAGUCCUCUUUAACCCAGAUGCAAAAGGAUUGUCAAAUCCAUCUGAGGUGGAGGGAUUGAGGGAAAAGGUAUACGCCUCUCUGGAGGCUUACACCAAGCACAAAUACCCCGAUCAACCGGGCAGGUUUGCCAAGCUGCUCCUGCGUCUGCCCGCUCUACGUUCCAUAGGGUUGAAGUGCCUGGAGCACCUGUUCUUCUUCAAGCUCAUUGGAGACACACCCAUAGACACUUUCCUAAUGGAGAUGCUGGAAGCUCCACACCAGAUCACAUGACACAAGUUCAGCUUCAUGUAAAUAUCCCCUAGCGCACACUUACCCCAAUUCCCCGAAAGAAGUUCUUAUUUUGUACCAAGCACAAUGUGAAAAAACAACAAAGAUUUGUAAUGGUAUUUUCAAGGAAAGCGCCACUGUUGACGUUAUAUGUAAAAUGACUGUAUACUUUUAUUUUGUACAUAGAUUUUAUCCACUGUGAUAGCAGCAGCAACUAAAUGUGAAAUUAUUUAAUUCCAAUCGAAAAUUGUAUAAAACAGACACCAGCAAUGAGUUUUAGGAUUAUGUAAUUAAAAAGUCAUUUGAAAAUGUUGUUGUUUAUGACAGUAAGUUAUUUUAACAUUCUCAAAAGUCUGACAUCUGUUUAGAUAUUUAAGUUGUUGGUGUGAUCACAAUUACUCAACAAACCACCCAGAAACAUAAUAACUAUGAGAAAUAGUGGCAGUGUGGGAUUUUGUGGUCACAGAUUCAGCCUUUUCAAACCUCCAUCAAAAAGCCAUAGAUAUAGUAAAGUAAUAUGGUGAAAUGUGGGACCUGGAGCUGGAUGUCAUGUUUAAACGAAAUGAAAAUGUAUACAAAUAUAUUUUAUUAUAAUAAAAAUACAUAUCAUUUA
Messenger RNA from Misgurnus anguillicaudatus (oriental weatherfish), 2119 nucleotides. It is a transcript of the gene rxrga, whose product is annotated as retinoid x receptor, gamma a. Gene Ontology annotation, molecular function: nuclear steroid receptor activity; zinc ion binding; sequence-specific DNA binding. Gene Ontology annotation, cellular component: nucleus. Lineage: Eukaryota; Metazoa; Chordata; Actinopteri; Cypriniformes; Cobitidae. Gene Ontology annotation, biological process: regulation of DNA-templated transcription. The record is from RefSeq and is a predicted model, not a curated record.